Molecule: messenger RNA, 4919 nt
Organism: Pectinophora gossypiella (pink bollworm)
Lineage: Eukaryota; Metazoa; Arthropoda; Insecta; Lepidoptera; Gelechiidae
Gene: beg
Product: probable malonyl-CoA-acyl carrier protein transacylase, mitochondrial
Exons: 2
Coding region: 614-1810 (398 amino acids)
Molecular function (GO): transferase activity
Source: RefSeq, a predicted model, not a curated record
CAGACCACAGACAGGAGUAAUAGUGUUCUGUGCCACAGACCAAGUAGAGAUGCUACGUGACAGGCGAAUAAUAGGGUCUGAUCCUGAUCAGAGCAGCGCAGCGUCAGCAAUAAGCGCGGUCUCACAGGGGGAUAUUCAAGUUUCUUGGUACCUUAGAUAGAGAUAUUACAACUAUCAAUCAUUUGUUAAUCAUGGUUUAGGUUUAAAACAAAAAUCGACCUUAUUAUUAAUGCACUGUGAUCGUUAUUUGAAGCGUGCAAGCGUGAAUACCGUGUAGGUGGUAAUACCUAUGGGUAAUACUGACAACACACCAUAGACAAAAGAUAUUCACAACGAAGUUUAGAAAAUACGACCACAAAGACCAGACCAUAUUAUUCCAGUCAAAGACCUUGUACAGAAUAUUGCGAUUUUACUUGGAUUUUACCUUUACCAUCAAAAAUUAAAUUUUCAAUUAGGUACCUACGUUCUGUGUGGUGUCGUUAUAGUGUGUAAUGUUAAUUAUGUAAUACCCACCAAUUAAAAAAAUGACUUUCCCCAAAAUAAUGUUAUGAAGGGUUAUGUUUAGGUACUUAUAGAAAAUAAAGAGAAUUGUUAAACGUUCAAUAAAAGCGUCAUGUUUUGUGUUGCGUGUUUAUCCCGUGCUACAAGAGCGGCCAGAGGAAUGCGGGCGCGGUGCUCGGGCGCUGGCGACGGAGAGCGCACGCGGGCUCCAGCCGGGCUCGCCGCCAGGGACAGCCCGCUGCGCAACUUGCUGGAUGACGCGAGCGCCUUUGGAGAGGCUCGCCCGGAGGACGCGGAGCUGCAGUGGGCGACGUUACCGUAUGCGGCGGCGCCGAGCGAGCGCCAGGCGGCAUUGCGUGUGGAUCCGCGCGAGACCACCGUGCUGCUGUUUCCGGGGCAAGGCGCCGAGCACGUGGGCAUGGGCCGCCAGCUGAAGGAUGUGCCCGCCGCCAGACAACUUUAUGAUCUGGCAUCUGAAGUGUUAGGGUGGGACGUGUGGCGCGUGUGCACGGAGGGCCCGGCCGCGGAGCUGGCGCGGCGCGUGCAGCCGUGCGUGCUGGUGACGUCACUGGCGGCGCUGGAGCGCGCGCGCGACGAGCGGCCCGGCGCCGUGGCGGGCGCGCGCGCCGCCGCCGGCUUCUCGCUGGGCGAGCUGGCCGCGCUCGUGGCGGCGGGCGCGCUGCGGCUGGAGGACGCGCUGCGCUUCGCCGAGCUGCGCGCCGCGGCCAUGGCGGCGGCGGCGGCCGAGCGGCCCGGCGGCAUGCUCACCGUGUGGCUGGCGCCCGACGCCGAGCUGCCGCACGCGCUGCUGCGCGCGCGCGAGCACGCGGCCGAGCGCGGCGUGGCGGGCGCCGUGUGCGCCGUGGCCAACUACCUGUUCCCCGGCUGCAAGGUGGUGGCGGGCGACGAGGCGGCGCUGGCGUGGCUGGAGCGCGAGGGCGCGCGCUUCGGCGUGCGGCGCGCGGCGCGCGUGCGCGUGGCGGGCGCGUUCCACUGCGCGCUCAUGGAGCGCACGCGGGCGCCGCUGGCCGCCGCGCUGCGGGCGCUGGACGUGCGCGCGCCGCGCCUGGCCGUGUGGGCGUGCACGGAGGCGGCGCGCUACGCGGACGCGGGCCACGUGCGGCGCGGCCUGGCGCGGCUGGCGGCGCGGCCCGUGCGCUGGGAGCAGACGCUGCAGGCGCUGUACGCGCGGCCGCGCGGGCUGGCGCCGCCGCGCACGCUGGCGCUGGGCCCGGGCGCGGCGCUGCGCUCCACGCUGCGGCACGUCAACGCGCGCGCCUGGGACAGCUCGCUGCAGGUGCACGUGUGACGUGGACGCCUGCUAUUGAUGACCCACUACGAAGAAUAUAUUUUAUGAUGACAAUAUUUUUAUUAGUAAAAGAGAACUCGUAUUUUGAGGACACAAAAAGAAAUACAAAUGUAAGUAAAUAUACUUAUUAUUCUUAACAGACUUCAAAAAAGAAGGAGGUUAUCGAUUUAACCCGUUUGUAUCGGCUUCUAAACACGUGUGUUUGAGGUCGUUAAUAGCAUAAGUAAUAUCAUUACUAAUGGUGUGAGAAAAUUGCAAAACAGUCGAGGGCCUGUCGGACACAAACCGACUUCAAAAUCAGUAAAAUAAAAAGUAAGAAAUAAUACAUACAUAACUCACGCCUAUUUCCCACUGGAGUAAGCACACUUUGGAAUUCCAUUUGCUUUGAUCCUGAUAUAAGAAAUAAUAUUUUGUUGAAUACAAUGUUAAAAUCUAAAUUCUGAAGUCGGCGCAAAUAGAAUGACGGUCGAACUGCAUGUUCACCCUCCCUAUAGCGUUGUCAUAAGUAAAAUAACCAUAGUGAAGCAUUUUCAGGCUUUGCAAGUAAGUGAUGCGUUUGUUUUAAUAAGUGAAUGGUGAAGGUUAUGGUUGCUCUGACUUCAGAAUUUUGAUUCUAACAUUAUAUUCAACAAAAUAUAAUUUCUUCUUUUUUAUUGGCAGAUUUUGAAGUAACUUUAAUUUUUACUUUUAUAUUGUUUCUUCCUAUGACGUAUAAUUGGGUUGUGUACAAGGUUCCGGAUAAAUUAUAAAAAUCUGACUAUGUACUAAAUAAAGACAGAUCUAAAACUAACAAAAAACAUUUUCUUCUUUCUAUUUGAAUGAAUGAAUGAAAUAUUUUAUUUUCAGAUAUUUAUCCAUAUUUUGUUAGUAAUAGAAUAUUAUAUCUAAGUUAGUAAAAUUUAUAAUUUUCAUUGGAUUUCACGUGCAUGUAAUUACAUCCAGUGAGUGAGGAUGGGACUGUCCAUCCUUUGUGAGACCACCUUCAGGAGACUGUUGCUGUUGCCCCGCACUCGCUCCCACAGAGAAGCCACACGCUUGCGUAGAACAGCCUGGAAGCCAUCAGUGCUUCAAGAGGCGAACAUCCCCGAGCCACUGCAGCGCCAGGGCAGCCCCAACAACCCCCUGAAGGCGUUAUUAUAUUGAACGCGCAGAGCACUGAAGGUCUUUUUGGUGUAAUUGCUCCAAAGGUUGCAUGUGUAUAAACUCUGGCAAUAGCUUUUGAACAGGGUAACCUUCACCUCGUAAGAACAUCGUGCAAACCUACGUGCUAGCAUAUUACCCCUGAUAGACAGUGCUCUGUGUUAUCCAAGUCUACAUCGUCCUUUAGAGUAUCCGUGACCCAGUGACCCAAAUAUUUAAAUUGCUGAACAACUUCAAAAGGAGACCCGCUUAGAGUUAUUGCAGGAAUUGAGUACCUUUUAACGCCAGAUUUGAACAAUAAUAUCUCACUCUUUUUUACAUUAUAUUUGAGUCCAUGAGCCACAGCAUACCUUUCACAAAUUGCUAUCAGUAGCUUUAGAGCAUUGACUGAGGGGCUCAGCAGCACCAUGUCAUCGGCAUAGCUGAUGUUGUUAACAAAACAGCCAUAUUUAACUUAAAUAUAUUUUAAUCAAGAAAAAACAUAGAUCAAUAUCAACACGGUUUGGCUUGGUAUGACGGUGCCUGUACAGAAUCAUAAAAUACUUUAGGUUUAAAAAUGUAAUGUUUUGUUUAAAUAGUCAAAGUGUGAUGUGCCCCAUUGAAAUGUUUCUAAUUUUAAAUUAAUAUAAAAAUACCAACACACACUAAAAUGAAUAAAAAUAUCAACGUCAAAAAUAAGUAUAAUUUCCAAAGGGGCAGGCCCCUUUGGAAAUUAUACUUAUUUUACUGCUUUACUGACUCGACUAUAAUAGGUCCAAUCAUAGGUAAAUAAUACAUUUUAGAUUUUAAUAACGAUUUUUUUAUUUAUAUUUUGUUCUUGUGCCAUAAAAUACUCAACAUACACAACAUGAUUUAAUAAACUCUCCUUAUAAUUUAACAAAAAUCAAUAGAAGUAUAUUUAUAAACAAGUUAAACUAUUUAUUUUACAAAGGAAACAUUUGUUCAUUAUUAAAUAAACAAAAUGUUUUUGCUUUAAUACCGACAUGGUAGAAUGGACCAUUUUUUUGUUCACUGUCACCAACAUUGCACGGACGGAAUUGGAUCCCAUGAUUCCAGAUAUAUUCCAUUGAUCCCAAAUUUAUACAAUGUGAAAUCGUAUUUUUAUCAGCAAUACCUAUCAAAGCAACUAUAUUGCUUUUUUCUCCAUCUUCAAAUAGGAUAUUAACAGAAUAAUAGUUUAACUAAAAGUUAAAGUUAGUAAAAGCCUCAAGCGUGUCAAUGUGUAAAGAACUCCAGUUUUAACAAAUUAUUUCCUUUGGUUACGGACCUUACAAAUGCGGACAAAUGUCCACUUGAACGGCUUGAAGCUGCGCAUGGACACAUAUACUACACACUAGAGAUGAAACGGAUAUCAGAGAGCCGAGCUAGAUUUACCUCGUAAUUACGCGGUAAGGUAGCACAUGGUCAAAAUAAAAUUUUGAUGCGACCUAAUUUAAAACGAAAGAACUGUUUAAGCCGAAAUAAACCAUGCACUGGCGGCGCGCUGGCCUUGAAGACAUAGCAUUGUCUCUUUCAUGUGCAAGUAAAAAAGACUGUAAUGUUUUCUUCUAACGUUGGGUGAAUAAUGAUAGUUUGGAAUACCUACAUAGUUAAGUUUUCGGGUACUAGUUAAUAUAUAUACCUAGUUACCAUUGAUUUUUCUAUAAACUACCUAAUUUAUUUUGAGUUUAUUUGCGAAUCAAACUGCAACAUUGUUUUAAAUCGGUCGUAUUACAUGUAAUCUGCCCGAACGGGUCCCGUCGAUUGAGGAAACAUCUAUUCAGCUUUGUUACUCUACAUGGAGUUUCAAACACGUUUGCCGCAUUUCAUAGGUGUAUGUAUGUAUGUUUGUUCAUGCAUUUCUCAGAGACUACCAAUAAGGGACUUUUUAGGCUAUGUUGCCCAAAAAUAAUAUAGAUGGCGCUAUCUAGAUUUGUAUUUUGCUGUAUUUACCUUUGUUCCUUCUGUGCAUUAAAAUGUUAUUAUUGUU